This is a messenger RNA of Leishmania mexicana MHOM/GT/2001/U1103, 1194 nucleotides long. Its product is annotated as acetylornithine deacetylase-like protein. Lineage: Eukaryota; Euglenozoa; Kinetoplastea; Trypanosomatida; Trypanosomatidae. Gene Ontology annotation, molecular function: acetylornithine deacetylase activity. Gene Ontology annotation, biological process: L-arginine biosynthetic process. The transcript has a single exon. The record is from RefSeq and is a predicted model, not a curated record. Bases 1 to 1194 code for a protein of 397 amino acids.
AUGGCCUCCCUUCAACAUGUGCGUGAUAUGCUGGCGAAGCUGGUUGGCUUCGAAACGGUAAGUGCGCGCACGAACCUGCCGCUGAUCGAGUACGUGCAAGGGUACCUUGCGGCGUGCGGCGUGAAGCACGUGACGGUGAUGCGGUCGGCGGACGGGAUCCACGCAAACCUGUUGGCGACGCUGCCAAGCGCGGAUGGCAGCGUGGAAGGCGGGCUGAUCCUGAGCGGGCAUACCGAUGUUGUGCCAGUGGACGGGCAGAAGUGGGCAAGUGACCCGUUCGUGCUGACGGAGCGCGAUGGCAACCUUUACGGGCGCGGGUCGUGCGACAUGAAGGCGUUCAUUGCGGUGUGCCUUGCACUUGUGCCGGAGUGGGUGCAUGCGCCGCCGCGGAAGCCUGUGCAAAUUGCGCUGACGUACGACGAGGAGACGACGUUCGACGGCGUGCGACAGCUGAUGCGCGAGCGGGGAAGCGAUCUGAAGAAGUGCGAGGGCUGCAUCGUUGGCGAGCCGACAAUGCUGGACCUCGUAGUUGCGCACAAGGGCAUCUUCUACAGCUACAUCACCUUCAAAGGCAAGGCUGCGCACUCUUCGCUGCAGACCGCCGGGUACAACGCCAUCGAGCCUGCGAUGCGCGUGUUGCAGAAGCUUUUCGAGAUGCGUGAUCGCUUCGCCCGCCAGGGCCCCUUCGAGGAGGGCUUCAACAUCACCCACACGACCCUCUGUCCGGCUCUCACGACCGGCGGCAACGCCAUGAAUACCAUCCCUGCAGAGUGCUCGCUGGGCUUCGAGUUCCGCAACGUGCCAUCUCACCCUGCAUCUGUUAUUAAGGAGGAGGUCUGGGACUUCAUCGGCGCGGAGACGGAGCGCGUGAAGCUGGCGUGCCCGGAGGGAGGCAUGGAGGUGGUGAAGCGCGGCGAAGUCGCGCCCUUUGGCGGGAAUAAGGAUGCGUCGGUCGUGAAGGCCCUCCUGGCUGCCAACCCUGAGCGUCCGAUGGUGACGAAGGUAUCUUUCUGCACAGAGGCGGGCGAGUACCAGGCCGCUGGCAUCAACUCCGUUGUGUGCGGCCCCGGCAACAUUGAACAGGCACACAAGGCGAACGAGUUUGUGUCGCUGGAGCAGCUGGACAAGGGCCUGUUGGUCAUGCGGCGCGUGGUGCAGCUGAUGUGCGGCGGGAGCGAGGCGAGCCAGCUGUGA